AUGAGCACUUUAAAAGACACUUCUUUGCCACCUUUACAGGUUCAUUACUUGAAUGACGGUGAGUUAGAGACGAAAGCUGAACCGUUUGAUGAUUCUAGCAAUUACGAUGCAAAUUUACCAAUUGCCAUCGAUUUUGGAUCCAAUUCCGUGAGAGCAGGAUAUGGGAAUCGUAAUGUGCCAUCUCAUGUGUUUCCGAACAGAUUGGCACGGUAUAGGGACAGGAAACUGAAUCGGAACUUAACUUUUGUAGGGAAUGAUACAAAUUUGGAUUUGAGUAUAAGAGCCCAGGCUAAAAACCCGUAUGAUGGAGCGUUUAUUUCAAACUGGGAUUAUACGGAAGAGAUUAUGGAAUAUACUUUCCAUCAUUUGGGGGUUCAAGGCGACAAUGGGAUUUCAAAUCCGAUUUUGUUGACGGAAAAGCUUGCGACGUUACAAUCGCAGCGUAACAACUGGUAUCAAAUCUUGUUUGAAGGUUUUGGAUGUCCGCAGGUUACCUUUGGAAUUGACAGCCUUUUCGCCUUUUAUGCUAAUAAUGAGCCGACUUCGUCCGGUCUUGUUAUUAGCAGCGGACAUGAAGAUUCCCAUGUAAUACCUGUAGUUGACGGAAAAGGAUGCCUCAGUGAGGCCAAAAGAAUUAAUUGGGGUGGACAUCAAUCAGUUGACUACUUGUCAAAUCUAUUGGCUUUGAAAUAUCCCUAUUUCCCAACAAAACCCACUUAUCAUCAAUUCGAGUCUCUAUAUCAAGAUUUCUGCUACGUUUCUCAAGACUACGAAGCCGAAAUUAAAAACAUCUUGACCUUGGAAGAAUUGGAAACGAAAGAUGUCGUUGUUGAGGCUCCCUUUACUGAGAUUCUGCCGCCCGAGAAAUCUGAAGAAGAGCUGCGCUUACAGGCAGAGAAACGGAAGGAAACCGGUAAAAGAUUACAGGAGCAAGCAAAGCAGAGAAGAUUGGAAAAACUGGUUCAAAAGGAGGAGGAGUAUGAAUAUUAUUCUCAGUUGAAAGAACAGUUUAAGGAUCAACCUAAAAAAGCCAUCUUGUCCACUUUACAAACUGCAGGCUUCGAAGACGAGCAAGACUUUAAAAGAUACAUCACUGGGCUUGAAAAGACGCUCAAAAGAGCAAGAGUGCUUGAUGUAGAAGAAGAGCAAGAGGAGGAUGCAAAUACAAAGUUCGAUCUGGUUGAUAUUCCGGAUGACCAACUUGAUGAAGCGCAAAUCAGGGAAAAGAGGAAACAGAGACUUUUGAAGGCUAAUUUAGAAGCCCGUCAACGUGCCAAAGAGGAAAAGCUCGAAAGAGAGAAGAUUGAGCAAGAAGCGAGAGAGAAAGAUGUACAAUGGCGUAAAGAAGAUUUGUCGGGAUGGAUUCGAAACAAGAGGGAUCGUUUGACUGCUCUUCUGCAAUCUCGAAGAGAAAAACUGAAGGUGAAGUCAGAUAUGAAAGAUCGUAAGUCGCAAGCCGCCCAGAAAAGGAUGAAAAAUCUUGCAUCUCUAGCCGAAGAGAGAUCUCGACCCAAUUCUAAAAGGUCUCGCCAACAAGUCACAGUGGACAAUGAUCCCAAUGAUACAUUCGGUGCUAACGAUGAGGAUUGGUUAGUCUACAGCGAUAUAAGCCAGAAUCCUGAAGUGCUUGAUCAAAGAAUUGAGGAGGAAUACAAGACAAUUGUUGAACUUGAACAAAUGCUCCUGGAAUACGACCCAAAUUUCACAGAAGAAGAUACUCUUGAUGCCCAAUAUGACUGGAGAAACUCGACUCUUCAUUUAUUUUUGAGAGGACCUCGUGCCCAUGACAAUGAGGAUAUUCACGAGCAACAUCAGAUGCACUUGAAUGUCGAGCGCAUAAGGGUUCCAGAAGUCAUUUUCCAACCAUCGCUAGGAGGUUUUGACCAAGCAGGCAUCUCUUCAAUCUGUGAAGCAAUUCUUAUGAAUAAGUUUGGCUCAACUUCUCGUGAGCUAUCUCAACUAUGUCAAAAUUUUGCCAGCAAUAUUUUACUAACUGGCGGUAAUACCAAACUUCCUGGUUUAAAAAACAGGAUAGUGAGAGAGUUUACCCAGUUUUUGCCGAUGCAUACUAAGCUAAAUGUGAAAUUAGCCUCAGAUCCACUCCUGGACACCUGGAAAGGUAUGGCAAAAUUGUCACAGAAUGAAGAGCAGUACAAGACAUCAUUCGUGACUAAGAGCGAAUAUGAAGAAUAUGGACCGCAUUAUAUUAAAGAGCACGGACUGGGCAAUGUCACUCAUUUUCAGUAA
This is a messenger RNA of Lachancea mirantina, 2247 nucleotides long. Lineage: Eukaryota; Fungi; Ascomycota; Saccharomycetes; Saccharomycetales; Saccharomycetaceae. The record is from the annotation of a GenBank genome assembly.